AGACACUGAGACUAACUGACUUUAUUUACUUUACCACAUUCCUAUGCAACUCUGUCUCCCUUUCAUGGAAUUGGAAUUGAAAUUGAACUGCAAUUUCCUCUUCAAACCAUCCUCACAACAACAAAUUCUUCAAUUUUUCUACCGAUUCGAUGAAGUUCAACUGCCUAUGUCAAUGAUAUGAAGCUCUCUCUCUCUCUCUCUCUCUCUCUCUCUCUCUACCCAUCACUAACACUGUAUCCUCAGCCAGAAGCUAGAGACUAAUCCUUCGAGGUUAAUCAAAAGAUGGAUCGCUCGAGACUUAACUCGAGGGUUCGUUGCUCUGGUUCAACUCCCUCAGAAGAAUCUGCUUUGGAUCUUGAAAGAAACUGCUGUGGUCAUUCUAAUCUGCCUUCACUUAGUCCACCAUCACUUCAACCGUUUGCUUCGUCGGGACAGCAUUGUGAGAGCAAUGCUGCUUACUUCUCGUGGCCUAGCCGCUUGCCUGAUGCUGCCGAAGAGAGAGCAAACUACUUUUUAAAUCUACAAAAGGGGGUCCUACCUGAAACCCUUGGUCGGCUUCCGAAGGGGCAGCAGGCAACCACAUUACUUGAACUCAUGACAAUCAGAGCAUUUCACAGCAAGAUACUGCGUUGUUACAGCCUUGGAACAGCAAUUGGUUUUCGUAUUCGGAGAGGGGUGUUAACAGAUAUUCCUGCCAUUUUGGUAUUUGUUUCCAGGAAAGUUCACAAGCAAUGGCUCAGCCCAAUCCAGUGUCUUCCCACCGCUCUCGAGGGACCUGGUGGAGUAUGGUGUGAUGUAGAUGUGGUGGAAUUCUCGUAUUUCGGUGCACCUGAGCCAGUUCCAAAAGAACAGCACUAUACAGAAAUUGUGGAUGACUUGCGUGGAGGUGAUCCGUGCAUUGGUUCAGGAUCUCAGGUAGCAAGCCAGGAGACCUAUGGAACUCUGGGUGCCAUUGUGAGGAGCCAAACAGGUAGCCGGCAAGUUGGUUUUCUCACAAAUCGUCAUGUAGCAGUCGAUCUAGAUUAUCCAAAUCAAAAGAUGUUUCAUCCUCUUCCGCCCACGUUGGGGCCCGGGGUUUACCUAGGGGCGGUAGAGAGAGCAACCUCGUUUAUAACCGAUGAGCUUUGGUAUGGAAUAUUCGCUGGAAUAAACCCAGAGACGUUUGUGAGAGCCGAUGGAGCGUUCAUUCCUUUUGUUGAUGACUUCGACAUGUGCACUGUUACUACCUCGGUGCGAGGUGUUGGAGAUAUCGGUGAUGUGAAAAUCAUUGACUUACAGUCACCAAUUAGUAGCCUUAUUGGAAAACAAGUGGUUAAGGUUGGAAGAAGUUCUGGCUUGACCACAGGAAUUGUUUUGGCGUACGCCCUAGAGUACAACGACGAGAAGGGCAUAUGCUUUCUAACGGAUUUUCUUGUUGUUGGUGAGAACCAACAAACUUUUGACCUCGAAGGAGACAGUGGAAGUCUAAUCAUGUUUAAAGGUGACAACGGUGAGAAGCCACGACCAAUUGGGAUCAUCUGGGGAGGGACCGCUAACAGAGGCCGCCUUAAGUUAAAAGUCGGGCUACCUCCCGAGAAUUGGACUAGUGGCGUUGAUCUAGGUCGUCUUCUCAAUCUACUUGAACUUGAUUUGAUAACAAGUGAUGAAGGACUUAGAGUGGCAGUGCAAGAACAAAGGGCUGCUUCGGCAACAGUAAUGGGCUCUACCGUUGGUGAUUCCUCGACACCCGACGGUAUGCUUCCGAAAGAUAGAGCCGAAGACAAAUUCGAGCCACUUGGUCUUCAAAUCCAGUCUAUUCCUUUAGGAGUUGAACCUAGCAGCCAGGAAACAAAACCUUCAAUCAUGGAAACUGAAUUUAAAUUAGAAGAUGGAAUCAAGGUAGGCGGUCCAAGUAUCGAACAUCAGUUUAUUCCGAGUUUCAUUGGGCGGUCACCGAUGCACAAAAACACCGUGCAUGACAGAGAUGCAGCGGCAGAGAAUUUGUCUUCAUUGAGAAAUGGAUGUGAUGAAGAUUUAUGUGUUUCGUUGCAGCUGGGCGAUAAUGAAGCUAAGAGAAGGCGUUCAGAAGCAUCGACAAGUACCGAGGAACCUUAGUGAAACAAACAAAUAAUAAUUAGCAAAAGCUUGAAAAACUGACUUGUUACAGAGUUAAUCGCCUUAGAAUGUGUUGUAGCAGCAAUGAUAUCAGUGGAACUCAGAUUAUCUAUGAAGUUAUAACUCAGUAUCUCUGUUUUUUUUUCUUCUUUAGAUAAAAUAGUAAAAAUAUUCACUUCGGAUUCGAAUUUAACAAUUUCUGUAGUUGAGUUAGAUCUUGCGGAUAACUUUAUAUCUAUGUAAGUGCUUGAUCUUUGGGGUUUUGGUAGAGA
Messenger RNA from Cicer arietinum (chickpea), 2366 nucleotides. RefSeq names its product protein NARROW LEAF 1. Lineage: Eukaryota; Viridiplantae; Streptophyta; Magnoliopsida; Fabales; Fabaceae. The record is from RefSeq and is a predicted model, not a curated record.